This is a messenger RNA of Brugia pahangi, 1548 nucleotides long. The record is from the annotation of a GenBank genome assembly. NCBI's taxonomy places the organism in Eukaryota, Metazoa, Nematoda, Chromadorea, Rhabditida, Onchocercidae.
AUGGACGUCGUUGACGGUCAAAUUAUUGAUACACUAUGUCGUCUUGAUCCGAACUUUUUUGAUAGUCUACAAGAGAUUCCAAGCAGUAUUACAGAGCUUCGCACAGAUAUCUUUUAUCAAGCUAUCGUAAUGCUGGUAUGGUCAUGCAGACCAACUACAAGGAAAGAAAUCCCUUCAAGAUUUCUUCCCCAAAAUAUGUCUACGAAAUUUCGAUGUGUUACAACUGUUGUCGAUGCAGUGAAGAGCAUUGGUGUACGUGAUCCAAUAGAUUAUCAUAUGUUGCUAUAUGGACGAAGCAGAGAGUUGCGUAAUAUUCUUAUUGGUCUCAUGGAAAAAUUGCCCAAAGAGUCUUCCGUGGCUAUAUCGACAAGGGUCGAUUUCGUAGGUUUCUCUGGUGAUGUUAUGGUAGCUUUACAUUGUAAUGAUUGGCGAUACCGUCAUUAUGCAGUUAUUUGUUCCUUGUUGGAAAACAAUGCCGUACACAAAAUUAAGACACAAAACUAUCAAUUACUUAGACAUGGAGUUUUAGAAAAUUUGCACCUUAGAUUUAUUAACGAGGGAGUGAAACUACAAUUGAAACCUAAACCAGUUAUUUCUCUAAAACUACAAAAGGAAAAAACAAAGGAUAAACAAGAAAUUGAUCCAGAAGUGGAUGUAGAAAAAAAUGAAGUCCUUAACGAACUGCUUAGUAAAGUUGUGGCUUUGACAGCAUAUGUAGAUCGUAAGAAGAUUUCCAACAGCAGAAUGCAAAACGAUGAGAGUGAACGAUUAUUAAUUUUACGAAACAAAAAGUUUCAAGAGGCUGAAGUUGAUGGACGACUGAAAAAAUUAUUAGAGAAUCCAAAUGCUGUUUUGAAGCUUGAGAGUUAUAUUGAUGGAAGUAAUGAACGGAUGCAGCAUCUUCAAAAUUUAUGGUUGAAAGCCAAGGCAGAAAAGGAUGAAGAAGUGAAGAGUGCACAGCUAACUGUUGCAUUAUCAUUAUCAUCGGAUUUCACCGUUCCGUGCUACAGUCGAGAAAUUUCAUCCAAUGAUGCGAAAUUAAUUGAGAAUGAACUUGUUGAUAAAAAGAAAAUUCUAGAAAAAUUGAAAAAAGAGGUCGAGUCACGAGAAAAGAAACAGAUUAAUCGAAAUAUUUAUACGAAACACAUAUUUGAUGUUGUUGGCAACAUUAGGAAGCAGCAAAACGAAAUUAACAAAAUUGCUGCAGAAAAUCUCUAUCUUCAGAGGGAAAUCAAGUCGAAUGCGGGAAAACUGGAACGUUCUUUCACCGUAGUUGAAGGAAAACUGUACAGAGACGUUGAGAAAGAUACAUUUAUGCAAAAAGCAUACAGGCUACUGAUGAAAAUUCAUAGUGAAUGUUCUUGUGUUAUCACUGGCAUUGAUUCUGCUGGACAAAUUGAACGAGAAAUUGAAGAACUAAACGACCAGAUUGCUACGCAGUAUCAAAAGAACAUAAAUGAAAAACUUGAGUGUAUUGUUAACGACUGGAUGCAAAUAAGGAAAGAAAAUAUGGCUUUGAAGGAAUUAUUAAAAGAAUGUGAUAAUUAA